UAUCGUCACAUUUCUUUGCUUACUUAUUUGAUAACCACGCGGCAACCCGGCUACGACUGAAAUUUAUGUAUACUUGGACUACGAGGCCAUGUAGCAACUUGACGGCGAAUACUUUUAUGAAUUUAUACUUUGAUGAGUGCCGAUGAGUGCAGGAAAUGGCAUAUUUUCUCUUCAGGCAAUUAUAAUAAUCGUCCUUCCGUUUUAGAAGUAGGCAUUAUUUAAUAAUAAUACUGCUAUGUCAAGCCCAGAUGAGAGCUAUUAUUCCUUCAAGAACGAGACAUUGAGCCGUCUGUGGGAUGAAAUUGUUGGUCCCUUGAAUGUACACGACGGCAUAAACCAUAGCAUAGAUGCGAUUUUUCUUUGAAAUGCAGAGAUUAUUCAUUGUGAUCCAUAUUCAUUCUUCUCGGAAAUCCAGGGGUUUUAUAAGACAGAAGAAGAGAAUGUAUUUUUUAUUUCUCCAUCUGUAAGACAUGGUCUUCCCAGUAGCUAAAUUUCAAAGAUGUAUUAGUAAUUUAGAGUCCUUCAGUAUCAUGGGCAAAUGGAGGGACACAUUCUAGGGCUUGAUGGUGUAGGCCGGGUUCACACCACGCACAUGAUAGUGUAGCAGGCUCAGUCUACACCACGCGGAUGAUAGAGUUUGCUCGGUUCACACCACGCGCAUGAUAGUGUAGCAGGCUCAGUCUACACCACGCGCAUGAUAGUGUAGGCUCGGUUCACACCACGCGCAUGAUAGUGUAGGCUCGGUUCACACCACGUGAUUCCAGAAUUCAGCCCCCCUUUCAAUCACGAAAUUUCAAAUAACAUUGCAUCGUGCGAAUCCACGUGUCUUACCCUCUUGGAUAAAAUGAAAAGGCAAUAUCUUAGUCCUUGAAAGCAAUGUAGGUGUUUUUAACCAGGAUUCGUCACAUCACGGUUAGUUGCUUAUUUUUUAUACAAGGCAACACGGAUUUUCCAGUGUUUUAUCCAUGGUUUAUGCAAUACGUCAAUUUAUUUGAAAUAGAUUUAUAUAUUUGGACGGACAAGACCAACCUUUCGGCGAAUAUGAAUUUAUGUUUUGAAAUGAGUGUCGUUGAGUGCAGGAAAUGCCGCAAUUUCCUCCUUAGUCAAUUAUAAUUAAUAACGGCGCAGUCCUUCAACUGUUAUUUUGUUAUUAUUAUGUUAUUAUCCAACUGUUAUUUAUCUGACCGCAUGAGAUACGGCUAACACAUUAUUUGCUGUUUGUCAUUCAUAUCCAUCGUGGAACAAGAGAAAGUAUUUUUUCUAUUUCUUUUUUUUUUUUACUUGGUCUUGACGAAAUAAAUAAAGUGAUUAAAAAACAAUCGAAAUAAUCAAUUCAUGCCUUGCUGGCAACUGUUUUCCGCAAUCACUCACCCAAAACAUACCGAGUAUAUAAAGGACCGUUAUUUGACCAUACUAUAUCAGUAUUAGAAAAUCCUGAAGCGCGCUAUAGUCAUGUCUUUCGUGAAAUUUCUUCCUUCUCUCUCGAAUCUAAGCGCAUUGAAUCCAAGCGCAAUCGUUCCUAAGAGUUCGAAAAUUACGCUCAAGCAGGUAUUGGUACUGGUUUUGGUGUUCGGAAUUGAAAGGAUUUUCGAAAAGGAUGUCUUCGAGUGCCCUCCCUCGCGCUAUUUCAUGUACGGGAGCCUGUUUCUGUUCGGCCCCGCUAUCUGCCUAUUCAGCUUAACUCUUCUGCUGUUCCCCACUUUCUGGGAAGUUGUUACGGGUUGUUGGGGAGCGCAUUUCAGUAAGCGAUGGGUGACGAAAAAUCUGGUCAAGAUUCUCUUUCAAGCGCUCCUCCCGCCUGGAGUCUGGAUCGUUGUUGCACUAAUGCGCUCCAACUACUACAUCUGCCUCAAACUCGGCCCAAAGAAACUUGCUUUAGAUAGGGCUCUGCGCGCACUGAAUGGGAGCACGGUGGCGCAAGUCAAGGCGAAUGUUGAUGAGACAUUCAGUAAGGCAAAGGCGGAUUCCGAAAUGCUGGCAUGGAUCCUAUUCGACUCAAUUGUGAUGUUGGCGUUUAUUGUUGUGUGUAUUCGGAGGUGCUGGUGUAUGCGAGCGGAGGGAAGUCUGCCGGAACUCGAUCAUUAUGAUAAGCUAGAGGCAGAGACUGCGGCAGGGGAAUUCAAGGUUUUGUUGGAGCAACGCGCGGACAUGGCAGGCAAGAGUAACGUUCAUGAUGAGUUUGAGAACGCAAAAACUCUCACAUCUAACGAGUACAGACAGUUGGAGAUGGUGCGAGAAAAACUACAGUGGAAUUAUCCGCGUAUCGCAGGGGAUCUCAGCAAACCUUAUAGGCAUCAGAUGUUACCGCAAGGAAUUGGUGAGGACAGUACUAAGGGCCACCAGACACUUAAUGUUAUCUUUCUAUAAAGCUGCGCUAACAAUAAGGUGGGCAGUCAGCCACAACCUUUGACAGUUUGGAACUUGGAAAUCUGAAAGCUAGUGAAUCUAACACAGGCAGCGUAAGUACUGUAGUUAUUUACUCCAUAUGUACUGUACAGGUUGAAUAAAAUAAACAUCACAUUACAAAAGAUUACAAAAGAAGGUUCUAUAUAAGACACCUUUAGCCAGAUCAAUUAGGGUUAGGUAGAACCUUGUAAAGCUUGCAAACCAAAUAAGGGUAACAGAAUAAGCUGGUUAAAGGCGGUUUUUUUGGUUAUCCAGCGGGUUUGAAGUCGAUUCGGAAUUCGAGUUCGCUAUAUGGCCGCUUGAGGUCAAAAUAAUCACACGCCUACAGGGUAUAGGGUAGCCGGGCGAUCAUCCGUUUAGCGACUAGACAUUUUAAGAUCAGGCUAUUUUUUAACGCGAGGUUUGUCGAAAGAUGUGUGAGCGAGCUCUGAGCGUUUAUAAAAGGACACGAAAUGUAUAAGAGAACGAAAUGAAAUAGAAUAUGUGUCAUUGUUUGCGAGGAUUUUGUAAAACGUAAACUGGUAAAAUUUGAUACAAUUGCUACUCUGUAUCAAUAUGACAAUUUAUAUUAAUUGUAAUUUCGUGUUGUCCCUGAAUUGCUCCCAUUUUGGUUGAAAUAAAGUUGUCCGUCGCACCAA
Molecule: messenger RNA, 3044 nt
Organism: Nematostella vectensis (starlet sea anemone)
Lineage: Eukaryota; Metazoa; Cnidaria; Anthozoa; Actiniaria; Edwardsiidae
Product: calcium homeostasis modulator protein 6-like
Exons: 1
Coding region: 1453-2367 (304 amino acids)
Molecular function (GO): monoatomic cation channel activity
Source: RefSeq, a predicted model, not a curated record